Molecule: messenger RNA, 960 nt
Organism: Talaromyces rugulosus
Lineage: Eukaryota; Fungi; Ascomycota; Eurotiomycetes; Eurotiales; Trichocomaceae
Exons: 1
Coding region: 1-960 (319 amino acids)
Molecular function (GO): heme binding; iron ion binding; monooxygenase activity
Source: RefSeq, a predicted model, not a curated record
AUGGAACAAUACAUCCAAGAAGUGGCAGACGUCAGCUGGCAAGUCUUCACGCAAUGUGUCACCGAAAGUGAAGGUGCUGUGGCUACCUUAGAUAUGAGCCAAUUUACGCAGGCGUUCGCAUUCGAUGUUCUUGGAGAGGUUGGCUUUGGCGGCAGCUUUGAUCUUGUGAGAACGAGGGGACAAGGAAAAGGGAAUGCCAUCGUUCAUGCGGUGGGUUUAAGUUUUCUGGCGCUGGCAAAUCUUGGAUAUAUUCCAGGGCAAUCGCGAUGGUUAAAAUCAAAAGCGUUUAUUACACUUUGCAGAUUGGCCGGUAUUGAUCUCAGCAAGCUGCAACAACUGUUUAAAACCACGCAAUACUCUGAAGAACUCAUUUUAGGAAGGCAACAGGAAGCGAGACGCACGCGCACCGAUCUGCUACAGCAAUUCAUCGAUGCUAGGACUCGGGAAGGAAAGCCCUUGGUACAUCAGGAGCUCCUCGGCGAGGUUGUAAGCUUGCUGGGAGCAGGGGCCGACACGACGGCAAUCGGAAUCCGAGCGGCCUUGGGUCCUUUAAUUCUCCAUCGCACAGCUUCUUGCAAGGUAGCAGAGGAGAUCGACAGGUUCUAUGUCGCAAACAUCCCCAAUGGUGGUAGCGACCGGGAGAUAACGUACAGAGAAUGUUUAACCCUGCCGUACCUCCAAGCGGUGAUCAAGGAAGGUCUACGCAUGCACCCGUCCAUCCAGUUUCAACUUCCUCGAUACGUCCCAACCGGAGGCGUCACAAUCCGCGGCACUUAUAUUCCUGAAGGCACGGAGGUCUCCAUGUCACCUGUCGCCAGCAAUCGUGAUACGGCUAUCUUCGGUGAAGAUGCGCAUAUUUGGGACCCAGACCGAUGGCUAGUGGAUAAGGAGAGGGCAGCUCGGAUGGACAAACAUCUUGCAACAGUAUGUUAUGAUGCCCCAUCGUACCAAAAUCACUGA